AUGCGUGGAGAUGCUCUUAUGUUGCUCCAGUGCGCGGCCGCGGCAGGCCGGCACAGUGGCCAGUGGGACUGUGGGAAGGUUAAAACCGCACCCCUCGAGCGUUCGCGCAGCAGGCAGGCAGCGAGCGCCAUGCUGCCGCCGUCGUCGCCGGUCCGGCGCCUGUCCGCCGCCGCGCCGCUGUCCGACCUCACGGACGCGCUCCUCGCAACCCGCCUCGCCAACCACCUGCUCACCACGCCGCACAUCCCGCCCGCGCUCCUCCCCGCCGCGCCGCUGCCGCUCCCCGUCCGCCUCCACAUCCUCCGCCACCCCUCCCUCCCGCCCACCUCCAAGCUCUCCUUCUUCCUCGCCGCCACGCCGCCAGCAUCAUCCCCGCUCCCGCUCCUCGCCGCCACCUUCCCCAUCCUGCUCCGCGCGCUCGCCACGCACUCCCCGCCGCUCCUCGACGCGCUCCUCCCCUUCGCGCUCUCCUCCCCGUCCCCCUCCCUCCUGCCGCCCCUGCUCUCCGCGCUCCUCUCCGCCUCCCGCCUCGACGCGGCGCUCACACUCCUCCAACACGCGCCUCCGGACCUCCUGCCCCGCCUCGCCGCCGCCGCCAUCCCAUCCCUCAUCGCGUCCCCCGACCCCAUCUCCGCCGUCCCCGCCAUCCGCAGGCUGCUCCCCAUCGCCUCCCACCCGCCGCACGUCCGAGCCACCAACCGCCUCCUCCUCGCCCUGUCCAAGGCCAACCUCUACGACGACUUCCGCCACGUGUUCGACGAAAUGUCGCGCAGGGGCCUCCCUUCCAACCUCCGGUUCUACAACAUCUGCAUCCACGCCUUCGGCAAGUGGAAGCGCCUGGACAAGUCGCUCAAGCUCUUCGCGGCGAUGAAAGCCGCCUCUCCUCCUCUUGCACCCGACAUAUGCACCUACAAUUCCGUCAUACGGGUCCUCGUGAUUGGCGGGAGGGUGGCCGACGCUCUGGUGGUCUUCGACGAAAUGAAGCUGGCCGGGAUUCGCCCAGACGUGUUCACCUACCGCGCGAUCGUCGACGGGUGCUGCAAGAGCUUCAGGAUGGAUGAUGCGCUGCGUAUGUUUCAGGAGAUGCGGGGGAGCACCGGGGUGAAGGGGGGUGUCGUGGUGUACAAUGCGCUUCUGGAUGGGCUCUUCAAGGCGAAGAAGCUUGACGAGGCGUGCGGUUUUUUCGAGACAAUGGUGGCGGACGGGAUCCAGUGCUCCGCGAGCACACACAACACCGUCAUCGAUGGGCUGUUCAAGAACGGGAGGGCGGAAGCAGCAUGCCGGCUCUUCUACGAGCUAAGGAAGAAAGGUCAGCUGCUGGAUGGGAUUGCAUACAGCAUUAUGGUUAGAGAGUUCUGCAAGGAGGGGACCGGGGACCAAGUUGCGGAGGCGGUCGGUUUGGUCAAGGAGAUGGAGGAGCGGGGCUUUGCUAUUGAUUUGGUCACCAUAACAUCGUUACUUAUAGGUUUUAACAAGAGUAGACGCUGGGAUCUGGAAGAGCAGAUAGUGAAGAUGAUAAGAGAUAGCUCUGUGUUGCCAGAUGCCAUUCGAUGGAAGUCCAACAUGAUGGAUGCCUUGAGAGGACCACAGGAUAGGGGGAAAGAUGGAACAUCCGUCUUUUCCUUUGAUGGUAAUAUGGAUGAUGUGAUGAGUUUGCUCAAACCUGUAGUAUGCCCUGAUACAAAUGAAGAAACAGCACGUAAUGAACCCAAGGAUGAUUGGUCUCUAUCCCCACACCUGGAUCAUCUCGCUAAACAUGCCGACAAAGUGAACAAUUCUGCUAUAUUUACAACACACAGAGGACAGAGGGUGCAAGGUAUGGGGGAUAAAACUUUUGAUGCUGACAUGGUUAAUACAUAUAUGUCAAUCUUCUUGGCCAAAGGAAAAUUGAGUGUAGCUUGCAAGUUAUUUGAGAUCUUCACAAAUCUAGGAAGGAGAGGGACAAGUUAUACAUACAAUUCCUUGAUGACCUCAUUUGUCAAGAAGGGCUAUUUGAAACAGGUGUGGUCAGUUCUGCAUGAGAGGGGCGGACAACUCUGCCCAAAUGAUAUAGCAACAUACAACCUCAUAAUUCAAGGUCUUGGCCAGAUGGGGAAAACGGAGGUUGCUAGCUCAAUCAUGGAUCAAUUGUCAAAGAAAGGUGUUUACAUGGAUAUUGUCAUGUAUAACACUUUGAUCAAUCAGUUGGGAAAGGCUGGAAAGGUUGAAGAAGCAAACUGUUUGCUUGACCAAAUCAUUGCCAGGGGAAUGAAACCAGAUAUUAUCACUUUUAAUACAUUGAUCGAUAUUAACGCAAAAGCUGGUAGGUUGAAGGAAGCUGACAAGUAUUUGAGAAGGAUGAUUGCAGAUGGCAUUGCUCCGAACCACGUGACGGAAACAAUAAUGAUCUUCCUUGAUAAGGAGAUUGAAAAGAAAAGACAGCAAGCUAAAUGAACUACCAACCAAUACAGUGAAGUCUUUUUCAAGGCACCAUAUUGGCCAAAGGAAACAUUUUUUGUGGCAGACUGUACUGAGAGGGAGCUCCAUUGUGAUAAAAUGCCAUGAGCGAAAGAAGAUGUUCGAGAUUACAAGACACGAAUGAAGCAUGCAUCUUCCAGACUUUUGAGCAAUGGGAACUGAAAAGAAGAUACUGUAUCUUCUUCUGCAUUAGAGAUGGAAAAUGGGGGAAACUGUUGCCCGCAUGGUUUAUUAAAGAACAGAGAUCACUUGAUUGAUUUACGUGGCCUCAUAAUACUUGAGCAGCUUCUCCCUAUGAUGCAAAGAGGUGAAUGGAAAAUAACUUCAGCUAGUUUUGAAAUCUCAUUGUUAAAUGUCAAUUUUUUCUUGAGUCGAAGAAACUGCAUGUAAUCUAAAGUCUAAGCACGUAGAUUGCCGUACUUUUUCAGAUUCCCUGUAUACCAGUUUGCCAUAAAGUUUCCAGUUGAAAUAGCAGAUAUGUCCAGCUCUAGUGCAUUUCUGAUUACACCCCAUAGUGGCCUCUUGUUUUUUUGAGAAAAUGCAAAAAGCCUUUGGGCUUCGUUUCAUUGAAAAGAGAGAGAGAUUGGUGUUA
Molecule: messenger RNA, 3049 nt
Organism: Lolium rigidum
Lineage: Eukaryota; Viridiplantae; Streptophyta; Magnoliopsida; Poales; Poaceae
Product: pentatricopeptide repeat-containing protein At4g01570
Exons: 2
Coding region: 1-2433 (810 amino acids)
Molecular function (GO): protein binding
Source: RefSeq, a predicted model, not a curated record